UUUUCUUUUUACUGAUAGAAAUACGCAACUUACUGCAUCAUGAAUGAAAAUGUGAAGUUUUUAGUCACAGAAAUAAAUAAAUUAUUAGGACGGAAUUACAAUAUAAUAGGCUUCAACGCCUUAAAUGCUGAAGAUUUAUUGCAGAUAUUAUAUGAUGUUCUAAUGAAAAUACAACAACAAGAUGGUUUAGAUACUGAUGUUGAAUUGGAUACUGCAGAGGAACAGUCUAUAUAUAUUUUGACAGCUCUCCGAAUACUUAAUUAUCAGCCUAAUGUGGAUCCCGCAACAUUUAGGCAAGGUUUAGUUCGAGGUGAGGUCGAAAUUAUUCAUCCUAUAUUGACAUGGUUCUUAACGCAUAUUGAUGUAAUUCGGAAAAGAGCGUAUCUAUCACGGUUUCUCAUCAAGAUAGAAAUUCCACCAGAGUAUCUAGGAGAUUCGGAAAUAUCUCUUUUAUAUGAACAAUAUUUAUCCUUGGUCGAUAAAUUUAAAACAAUUCAUAAAGAAAGAGAAAUUGGAAAAAAGAAUGUUGAAGCUGCCGUCGAACUUGCAGCGGAUUUACAAACAAUGGAAAAAGAAAAGAAGUAACUAAUUGCGCGUAUCGGUAAAAUCAAAUCAAAGGCUGAACUUGCGCUGCAUUUAUUAGAUGCCUGCAGAUUAUUACGAAUGGAAAAAGACAAAGAACGCGAUUUAAUAUUGGAGAAAGAGCAAGAAAAAGAGACUAUUUUCAAUUUACAAAAUUCUCUUCAAAGAGUUGAACGCGAGUUACAAGUUUUGAAGCGUGAUAGUACUGGACUCACACCGCAAAUAUUAAUUCAACAUUUGAUAGAAGAAGUAACGGUGCAAUCUGCGAUUGUAAAAGAAAAACUUCCAUCUGAAUUAAACGCAAAGAAAAAUUGGAUAAAAGCUUUAUUAAUAGUCAAAGAAUAUUCUUAUUUAGGUCCAGAUAAGAUCAUAACCUUGAGAAACAAUUUGGACGUAAUAUUAAAGAACAUACAAGAUUUAAUGGAAUCCAAAAUAUCUAAAAACAAUAUUGAUAAAAUAGAGCCGUUCAGACAACAAGCUGCUGCUGUUGGAAAUAUGAAACGAAAUGCUCUUGAACGUUUAGAGAAAAUUGAAAGUUCUUUAGAGGAAUUACAAUUACGAUUAAAAGAAAAACAAGAUUCGAAAAGCUUGUUGCAAAUGUCAAUACCUAAAGCGGAGGAAUUAAAAAAAUAUAUCAAUCGUUUAAAAAAUAAGAGUACAGUAUAUAAACGUUGCAAAACAGAGAUAGCUGGUUUACAAGCAGAAAGUGGUGUACUUCAUCGAACAGCAACUAUUUUAGACACGCAGAUUACUAAUUCUUAUCCAACUGAUAUUAUAUCUAAAGUAGUGAUUCCAGAAAAUUAUAUAUUAGAGAACGCAUUAACAACAAAUGGCCAAUUAUCUCACUCAAUAUCGACUUUGCGUACCAAUCUUGCUCCAGUCAUAAGAGAUGUCAAAACACUACGGCAAAUAGCACGUGAAACUGACGAAAGAUACCAUAAGGCAUACAAAAGUCAUUACACGGUAGAAGCAAAUAUGAAAAAUACAACGAGUGAUUUAUUAUCUGAAACGAAACAGCUGAAGGACAAACUAUUAAAGAGUAUUCAAGAGAAAAAAAAAAUACAACAGAAAAUUGUAAAAAUGAAAAUUAUCGAAGAAAAAUUACAUAACAAAAUACAGACUAAUAUUAGUUUCAACAACGUAGAAGAAACAUUAAAACAGGAAUUACAGAAAGCUAUUAUGCUAGAAGAAAAAACUUUAAAAAAUCUAAAUGAGGAACAAGAGAAAAUAAAUGAAUAUAUUAUACAAUAUGAAAUUCAAACACAACAAUGGAAUAAUAUUAUUUCAAUUUUUUUAUGCAAAAUUCGAUGUGCAGAAGAAAGCAAACAGACUGAUGGUAUAGUUGUACGAAGAGGAGGAGCCGAAACUCUUGUGCUGGAAUAAUCUUGUGUUUCUCAUACAUAUUUUUAUUAUGCAAAUACUAGACUCAAAAAAUGUUUUAAACAUAGAAUAAAAUAAAACACAUUACAGAAUACAUAUUGUAAAACUAUGUACACA
Cataglyphis hispanica is the source of this 2079-nucleotide messenger RNA. Its product is annotated as intraflagellar transport protein 81 homolog. The transcript has 13 exons. Gene Ontology annotation, biological process: cilium assembly; intraciliary transport. Gene Ontology annotation, molecular function: tubulin binding. Gene Ontology annotation, cellular component: intraciliary transport particle B; cilium; centrosome. NCBI's taxonomy places the organism in Eukaryota, Metazoa, Arthropoda, Insecta, Hymenoptera, Formicidae. The record is from RefSeq and is a predicted model, not a curated record.